Cimex lectularius (bed bug) is the source of this 1183-nucleotide messenger RNA. Its product is annotated as peroxiredoxin 1-like. The transcript has 6 exons. Gene Ontology annotation, cellular component: cytosol. Bases 301 to 957 code for a protein of 218 amino acids. The record is from RefSeq and is a predicted model, not a curated record. Gene Ontology annotation, biological process: cellular response to stress; response to oxidative stress; hydrogen peroxide catabolic process. Gene Ontology annotation, molecular function: thioredoxin peroxidase activity. Lineage: Eukaryota; Metazoa; Arthropoda; Insecta; Hemiptera; Cimicidae.
UUGUAGAACUUGUAACUGGGUAUAUUUACCCGUAAUAAAUAAAUAAAAAUAAAAGUUUAGCAUGGGAUAGCAACGGUGUACAGGUAUCGAUGGAGAAAACUCCUAUCGAAGUACAGAGUCUGUAUCGAUAACACUCACGUCUGUAGAUCCCGUUAUUCACAGCACAGGCAUCAUCACAGCCAAGGUCUUUUGAGUUCCGACAAUAAAGCCCGUCGACGUAUCGCCCGCACUUCAAUCGGCCACCUACCUCGUUGGUAAGACAUCACUCCGACACUCACCAGGUAAAAUUUAAAAGAAAAAAUGCCUCUUCAACUCCAAAAACCUGCACCCCAGUUCAGCACUGUCGCAGUUGUCAACAAAGAAUUCAAAGAAGUUUCGUUGAAAAGUUAUGAGGGGCAAUACGUCGUCUUAUUUUUCUACCCACUCGACUUCACUUUCGUAUGCCCGACAGAACUCAUCGCAUUUUCUGACCGACUCGCUGAUUUUGAGAAAUUGAAUUGCGUCGUUCUCGCUAUUUCCUGUGAUUCUCAGUUCAGCCAUUUGGCCUGGAUCAACACGCCGAGGGAGGAAGGUGGCCUAGGUGACAUAAAGCUUCCACUUCUUGCUGACAAAACAGGAAAGAUUGCCAGGGAUUUCAACGUUUACAAUGAAGAGACAGGAAUUCCAUUCCGUGGGCUUUUCAUUAUCGAUAAGGCUCAGAAUCUAAGGCAGAUCACUGUCAAUGACUUGCCAGUCGGAAGGGACGUCGAUGAAGUCCUCCGUCUUGUUCAAGCAUUCCAGUUUACUGAUACUCAUGGAGAAGUCUGCCCAGCCAACUGGAAGCCUGGAUCAAAGACCUUGGCACCGACAGCUAACGGAAUCAAGAGCUACCUUAAAACACCAAAUGGAGUCGAGGAAAAUAAGAGGACUAGGCCUGAAGGUGUCGAGAAAAACUUAAUAAAAAAGCCUAAAGUCUGAUUAUGUUAGUUUCUUCUUGCAUUUAUCUUUAAAUUUUUUGUUUUGUUCAUUCUUUCAUUUGAAUAACAUUUUUAUUUCUUGUCUUACUGGAUUUUUCCUUAGUGUUGUACAUUUGUAAUUAUCAAGAUUGAUAUUAUACUAAUUGCCUAAUGAGUUGUGACAAUUUUAAUACGUUUUGGUUACAAAAGAUUGGAAAAUAAAAAUAAAUGAGUUACAGAGCAAUGAA